AUGUCGCCUUCCAGCACAGAUAUGCGGCAAUACAAGCUCUUCCCGACAUACUUUGGCUUCUACAUCCUGGACUUCUCAGGCAACAACAUCACUGAGUUGGCCGGCCGGCCGAAAGGAGACUGCUCUUACGAUCUCUCACGCAAUCCCUUGAGUCGCAUCUCCGAGAUGUACUUCGCUUGGCCCAGCAGCUUGAACAUCCGAGAGUCUGGCUUCGACUCAGAAGCCGAAGGAUCGAUUCAGGGCCCCGACGGCCCGCGAAAGUGGGAGGACGUUUUUGAAAUCAGCAAUCAAUCCGUGAGAGCAGUGCGGAACAAUGGCGAGGGCUGGGAAUGCGAAUGGGUCAACUCCAGGGAGAACCCCUUCUUCGACCUAUGGAUAUCCCCGAAAACUUUUGCUCCGCGGCACCUAUGUACUUGCCUUGAGAACUUCGAAGACGACGGGACGGCUUGCAGGAAAUGUCCCACUGGCGUGACAUCUAUCCCAGAUGGCGAUACCAGCACCAGCCGAAGCCGGUGCUGCGCGUGCCCGGAGGGGAAGACGGCGGUGGGCGACUCUAACAUGUGCUACAAGUGUCUCGGGCCAGGAUGCACCCAUCGCGUGUGCACCGGCAGAUGUCCAAAGGGCUAUGGCGGGGCCCUAUGCUCAUACUGCGCAGACAAAUACAAGCGCGAUUUUGGCUCCAAGGUCUGUGAAAAGUGCCCACGUGACGGACGGUUUGGUGGUUGGACAUACGCGAAGUACAUCGGAAUCUGUGGGCUUUGGUUUGCAGGCCUUGGGGGUGUGCUCUGGUAUUUUGUCUACCACAAGGUGGAGAGAUUCAGCGGGAACGAGCUUGGUCAGAGAAAACAGGAGUGCAUUGAGCAGUCGUUGCUUCUCCUCACCUUUUUCCAGCUGCUGAAGACGGUGCGAUAUGCAGUCGACACCAAGUCGGCAGCAGGCGCCAAGAUGUCCUUCUUUGGUUACAGCUUCGACAUCCUCCGCACCGCCGUCCUCCUACGCAUCGGUGAUCUCCUCAAGCUGCUGGAUGUGGAAUGCGAUGUCGGCCAUUUGAACGGCCUGCUAAUUCAGCGGCUCAGCUCUGCUUUGCUGCUUCCGACACUCUGUUUGCUGGCCUUGGCUGUCGGUGGCUGCCGGGGCUCGCCGUUCUUUGCGCUCAGGUUCUGCCUCUUCGUGGUGGCCCUGCUGUUCCCGGGGACGAUUGAAGUGACCUUGUCGAACCUGAUUUGCGUCACGGCCGAUGAGGAGGGACUCCCCUUGCCGGAGAAAGACAGGUUCAACCAGGAGCUUCCUUGGGUGCCCUGCGACUCGCCGGCUGGUUUUCUCUAUGCUUUGUUGUGGAUCGCCUUCGUUUUGAAUGCCAUAAUCCUGCCUCUGAGCAUACUGAUUCUCGCGCGGUACAUGCAUCGAGAGGUGGAGCCGCUGUGGCUCUGGAGUCGCUGGUUGAAACCCAGCAACCUCUCUUCCAGCCCUGACGGCUUCACGCUCCGCUGGGACGUGCCGGCUGUGGCGCUCGUGGCCCGCUCUGCCAGCGGACCGGCGCAGGGGUCUGCAGAGCAGUACACACGGAUGCUGCAAAAGUCUUCACAGAUCUUCUUAGCGGCGCAUGCAGCCUUUCUGUGGGAGUCCAUGAGACACCCGCAGCAGCUGGCGAUUCGCACGAGUUUCCUAAAUGCUGGCCUCCCACAUGCAGACGCGGCGCAGCAGAACGCGAUGGCUUCCCACAGCCCGGCGGCUGAUGCGCAUCCGCUUCAACAAGCUCUCCUGUCGCUGUGA
This is a messenger RNA of Symbiodinium sp. CCMP2592, 1773 nucleotides long. The record is from the annotation of a GenBank genome assembly. NCBI's taxonomy places the organism in Eukaryota, Dinophyceae, Suessiales, Symbiodiniaceae.